GGGAACGGAUGAGGAUUUAAGCCAGGGAGGGAAGGUGGAAGGGUGGGGGGUAUAAAGAAAGACUGGUACCAGGAAGAGUGCUGAGUCGGAGCGCAGAAGAGAGAGAAGAAGCUGUACACAGUACUGUAACACAGAUUCAACCAUGCUGUGGUUUCUGGUGCUCAACUGUGUGCUCUGCAUGGGAGGACACGCUGCAGUGGGACAGAGAGAUGGAGAAAUUAUCAGUCAGAUUAAAAUGACGAACCUUGCGCUGGCUGAGAUUAAAGAGCUUCUGAAACAAGAGAUAAAAGAAAUAGUUUUCAUGAAGAACACAGUGAUGGAGUGUGAAGCCUGUGGGAUGGGAGGAAUGCAGCCUCGUCCCUCCUGUGUGCCCAACCCCUGCCACCCAGGGGUGCAGUGUAAGGAGACACCUCAGGGUACAGAGUGUGGAUCCUGUCCUGAUGGUAUGGAGGGCAACGGUACCCACUGCACUGAUGUGGACGAGUGUACUGUGAUGCCGUGUCACAUGGGCGUGCGCUGCAUAAACACGUCCCCAGGUUUCCGGUGCGGUACCUGUCCUGCGGGAUACACCGGCCCCCAGGUCCAGGGCAUCGGCCUUGCCUACGCCACCAAAAACAAACAGAUGUGCAAAGAUAUCAAUGAGUGUGAAGGCCUCAACAAUGGCGGCUGUGUGGAGAACUCUGUCUGUAUGAACACCCCUGGCUCGUUCAGGUGUGGUCCCUGUAAGACGGGCUACGUUGGGGACCAGCGGCGUGGCUGUAAGCCGGAGAGAGCCUGUGGAAACGGCCAACCCAACCCCUGUCACGCCAGUGCUGAGUGCAUUGUCCAUCGAGAGGGUAAAAUUGAGUGUCAGUGCGGAGUGGGAUGGGCUGGCAAUGGCUACCUCUGCGGGGCUGACGUUGACAUCGAUGGUUUCCCCGAUGAGAAGCUGGCCUGUCCUGAGAUUAACUGCAACAAGGAUAAUUGUCUCACUGUUCCCAACUCUGGACAAGAAGAUGCUGACCUUGAUGGAAUUGGAGACGCCUGUGAUGAGGAUGCAGAUGGGGAUGGGAUCCUGAACAUGCAGGAUAACUGCGUGUUGGUGCCUAACGUGGACCAGAGGAACGUUGAUGAGGACGACUUUGGCGACGCCUGCGACAACUGUCGCGCCGUCAAAAACAACGACCAAAAAGACACAGAUGUAGACAAAUUCGGUGAUGAGUGUGAUGAAGACAUAGAUGGGGAUGGAAUCCUCAAUCAUCUGGAUAACUGCAAAAGGGUUCCCAACGCUGACCAGAAAGAUCGUGAUGGAGACAAAGUGGGAGACGCCUGUGACAGCUGUCCUUAUGUUCCAAACCCUGACCAGACGGAUGUGGACAAUGACUUGAUUGGAGACCCCUGUGACACCAACAAGGACAGUGACGGAGACGGUCACCAAGACUCCCGGGACAACUGUCCAGCCGUCAUCAACAGCUCCCAGCUGGACACCGACAAGGACGGCAUGGGAGAUGAGUGUGAUGAUGACGAUGACAACGAUGGCAUCCCAGACCUGCUGCCACCUGGUCCGGAUAACUGCCGUCUGAUCCCUAACCCUCUGCAGGAGGACUCUAACGGUGAUGGUGUGGGCAACAUAUGCGAGAAGGAUUUUGACAACGAUACUAUUGUUGACACCAUUGAUGUUUGUCCGGAAAAUGCUGAAGUCACCCUCACCGAUUUCAGGGAGUACCAGACCGUUGUUUUAGACCCGGAGGGAGAUGCACAGAUUGACCCCAACUGGGUGGUGCUGAACCAGGGAAGAGAGAUUGUGCAGACUAUGAACAGUGAUCCUGGGUUGGCUGUUGGUUACACAGCUUUCAGCGGUGUGGAUUUUGAAGGGACGUUUCAUGUUAACACAGUAACGGACGAUGACUACGCAGGAUUUAUCUUCGGGUACCAGGACAGCUCCAGUUUCUACGUAGUGAUGUGGAAGCAGGUGGAACAGAUCUACUGGCAGGCAAACCCAUUUAGAGCCGUUGCAGAACCAGGCAUCCAACUGAAGGCAGUCAAGUCAAACACGGGUCCAGGUGAAAACCUGAGGAAUGCCCUGUGGCACACCGGUGACACCAGUGACCAGGUCAAACUCCUGUGGAAAGAUUCUCGCAAUGAUGGCUGGAAGGACAAGACUUCUUACCGCUGGUUCCUCCAACACCGACCCGCAGACGGCUACAUCAGAGUUCGUUUCUUUGAGGGUCCUCAGAUGGUGGCGGACACAGGCGUCAUCAUAGACGCCACAAUGAGAGGAGGUCGACUGGGAGUCUUCUGCUUCUCCCAGGAGAACAUCAUCUGGGCCAACCUGCGUUAUCGCUGCAACGACACUCUUCCUGAAGACUUUGACACCUACAGAGACCAGCAGGUCCAGCUGGUGGCCUGAUGACAACAAACAAGCCCGGGGAAUUCUGGGAACCACUUUCUAAGCACAACUGGGAUCAGAAAGAAAAUCAACAAUUUGCCAUAAAGUCCAGCAAAAGUACUUGAAAGUUUUAACUUAAGACAGCCUGAAAAGUUCUUCAGAGUGGAGCCGUAAUUGUUUAACCCUUACCAAACAGAACUUUCUGUCACAUAUUACAUUUCAAUUUAUACUUUUGAAAAACUACUACAAAGAUUUAACUGUCACUAAUGAAUAAAUGUAGAUUUUGGUAAAUUAUGUGCAGUAUAUGCUUAAUCAAUAAUAAUGGAAUUUUAGCUGAUCAGACACAAUUAAAUGUUUAAUUUGA
Molecule: messenger RNA, 2732 nt
Organism: Etheostoma spectabile (orangethroat darter)
Lineage: Eukaryota; Metazoa; Chordata; Actinopteri; Perciformes; Percidae
Gene: comp
Product: cartilage oligomeric matrix protein
Exons: 19
Coding region: 143-2389 (748 amino acids)
Biological process (GO): cell adhesion
Cellular component (GO): extracellular region
Molecular function (GO): calcium ion binding
Source: RefSeq, a predicted model, not a curated record